Trypanosoma brucei brucei TREU927 is the source of this 1548-nucleotide messenger RNA. RefSeq lists its product as hypothetical. The transcript has a single exon. The record is from RefSeq and is a predicted model, not a curated record. The coding region runs from base 1 to 1548 and encodes 515 amino acids. Lineage: Eukaryota; Euglenozoa; Kinetoplastea; Trypanosomatida; Trypanosomatidae.
AUGGUAGGGCAAACCCAAUCGACAAAAGUGUUGUCGUCCUCAACGUCUCAAGUUGGUCGAGCACGUGUUGACCCUAAGCGAAGGUACGGCUUCGCAAAUGCCGUGGCAAAGGGUUCGUUGGCACGACGCGUGGGUGUAAUGAGCGAAAGUGAGCUUUGCAACAUCCGCCACAUCCUUACUGCUGAUGAAGACAGCUACAACGCAUAUCGCCGCCAUGUGGAUGAACAGCGGGCGGAAGCAUCGAAGGCACGUGUUGCUGACUGGCCUGAUACUCUCCAAGCUAAGCAGGAAGCAUUUUUACGCCUCCGUGAACAGGAAAAGAAAGAGGAGGAACGCCGCAAAGCAAUGCUGAUUGAGUUGAGUGGCCAACACCAGGAAGAGGAAAGGAAACAAAAGCAGGCACAUAUGGCGAUGAAACUGCUUCAGGAAGACCCACGUAGCCAUCAUGUGCGUAGUCUUAUUCUGCUGGACGAAGCGAUAAAGGACCGCGAUGCGCAGCUUGCCGUGAAGGCGCAGGUUAAGAAAGCGGAGGAAGAACAACAGAAGAGGGAGCAGGAGAUACUUAUGAGCGGGGCGCACGAUCACAUAUUGAAGGAGCAGCAGGAGAAGUAUGACCGCAUCGCCCGUGAAGUAGAUCUCAAGAAUAACCACCUUCAACAGAUGAUGUUCCAGAUUGCUGAGAGAAAGAAGCUGAAGGCCUUGAGCAAGGAUGACGCGAUUGAGGCCAAGCGUGCAGCAGAGGAGGAGGAGCAGGAAAAUUUGGAAGAGUUCAUGGACAUGCGGAAGAAGAUGGCAGAGGUGGACAAAUACAAUCGAAGUAUAGCGAAACCACCGCUUUCUAAGCAUGGUCGCCUCCUGGAACGCAUCAAACGCGACGAACUUGAGGAGAAGGAGCACUCAAGACAGGAACAGGCCCUUGAAGAGGCCAAGAAGGAUAUUAAAGCACGGAUUGAAAGGAAGCGGGAAUACUUUGAGAGGGCCAAGGAAAUCAGCCACAAAGCGUUUGAAGCGGAGCACCGUGCGACGCAGCAAAUUGCACAAACCCAGGACGUGUUUGAGAAGCGGUGGACUGAUAUGGUUGGUCGUAUGGCUGCUGACGAUGACGCGCGCAAGCAGCAAAUGGUAGAGGAGCGGCGGCGCAAGGCAGAAGAAUUGCGUCGCAGGACGAUGGGUGAGGUGGAGCCAGAGGUGCUUCCAGAAAACAUCCGUAAGGCACAAACACACCGUGCUGGCUUCAUGGACGAUGAGGAGGCACGGGCUUAUCAAUUAGAGAUGCGAAAGCACCCGGAGAGGGUGCGGAUGGAACAGCGGUUAGAAGCGGAGCGGCUGCGCAGAGAGGCGGAAUUGCUGCAACACAUCCACAAGCUGCAAGCGGAGGAGAGAAAGGAGAAUGAGCGACGUGAGGAAGCAAUGGAAUUGGAAGCGCAGCGGUUACUGGAGGAGGCAGUAAAGGAGGAUGAAGAGCGCUAUAGGGCAUAUGUGGAGUCGCAGUUACCAGCCAACAUGAAUCCUUACCUGCGUCAGAAAGCAAUGGAGUUGCACGUGUAA